UUGGCGGGAAGAAGGAGAGAGAGAGAGAGAGAGAGAGAGAGAUGAGUUCAGAAGGCCCUGAUCUAGUGUGCGAGGUGGACAACGUCCAAGGCAUCGUUGAUGCCCUAACCGCCGUCCGAUGGAAACGGCAGCAGGACGCGGUGGUGGAAUUAUCGGAGCACGGCGUGGUUUUGAUCGUGGAGGAAACCAGUUGUCUUCAGGCCAAAGUUUAUCUUCAGCGCGAGCUUUUCAUUAAAUAUGAGUACGGUGGUGCACAAGGGCGGCCUCGAUUCGGUGUGAGCUUGGGCCUCUUGGUCGAUUGCUUGAACACAUUUUCGGUUCCGGCGGGUGGGCGUUCCUCUUCCACCAUCGAAAUUCGAUAUCCAGGCCCUGAUAUGCAGCUCCUUCUCAAGUCUGUUGAUUCACUGGACGCUUGCAUUUAUGCGGAGAUCAGGACAAGAAUCCCAGAAACAAUUUCAUGGGACUAUAAUUUUGAACCUGCCGGAAUCACCCCACUAAGUUUUACUGUUAAGUCUGCAGCAUUGAAGGAAGCUAUUGAUGAUCUUGAAUGGCCUGGAUCAAGUGUACAGAUCAUACUACAACCAGAUCCUCCUUCUGUCACCUUUAAAGGUGAAGGCCAUGGAGACUUACAGAUAGACUUCAUGUAUUAUGUGAAUACUGAUCUCUUGAUUGCAUUUAGUUGUGAUCGUCAGGUUUCUUAUAGGUAUAAAUACAAGUUCCUCCAGGCAACAACUUCAAAUAUACCCAGCAGCGUUAUUAGAGACAACAGAGGAAGCAAGUUGACUAUUGGGCGAGGUGGAAUGCUGAAAGUUCAGCACCUGGUUUCAGUUGCAAGACCAUCCAUUCCUCACCCACACGUUGAUUCUGCUGGCUACCAGCAGCCUAGUCGGAUUGCGUACAUUGAGUUUUUUGUGAAACCUGAGGAAGAUGAAAGCACCAUAAAUGAUUAGCAUUUGCUAUCAAGUUUGUGGCUACUGGUUACCAAUUAAAAAAAAUUUGUGGCAACUGGUUGCAUAUUAUACCUUGUCAAUGAAUCUCACUGCCUCCCAGCAUUCCCCUUUUAUGCUAAAAUUUGCAUAUAUUUUCAUGCGUAAGAAGGGAAUGACGACAACUGUAUUGUAGUUCAUAUUGCUUGCUCUAAUUUCAAAUUCCAGUUUUCUGUUGGAUUCCUUUC
This is a messenger RNA of Quercus lobata, 1174 nucleotides long. RefSeq names its product PCNA domain-containing protein. Bases 42 to 950 code for a protein of 302 amino acids. Lineage: Eukaryota; Viridiplantae; Streptophyta; Magnoliopsida; Fagales; Fagaceae. Gene Ontology annotation, cellular component: checkpoint clamp complex. The transcript is spliced from 6 exons. The record is from RefSeq and is a predicted model, not a curated record. Gene Ontology annotation, biological process: DNA damage checkpoint signaling; DNA repair.